CUUUUGUUUCUGUUCCUGCAUGAAUCAAAUUCAUCUGAGACUUAUGUUUGAAAUGGGUGUGUUUAAGACCCAAUUGCAGCACAGCAGACACACAGGUACAGUUGGUAAUGACUUUAAUGUAGUUUGCAGCAGGCACAGGAAAAUGCAGAGGAAAUGUCCAGCAGGUGAAAAUCCACAUAGCAUAGACACUGAAACCAGUGUGGCAAACCAACAAGAGUCUCUGUUCAACAGGGAGUCACAGGUUGGAUCAAAGAAACUCGCACUGUUGCGACAAGGCAGGCAAUCUCCACACAGCCACAGGAACAGGCAGACUGAAACCAGGAGGGCAAAAGCAGAACUCGUGGUCGGGGACAAAGGGCUGAGGAAAUUACCGGGAUUCAGGCAAGUCUGAUUGAAAGCAGGUGAGUGGAGUUGCCUUGAUGAGAUGGGUGUGGCUGGCAGUCAGAGUGGAGCAGAGGUGGAAUGGAAAAGUACUGCAUGAGUUCCAGCCUCUACGUCAGGUCAGAGCUCUUGUUCCUCUCCAGCAUGGUUCAGAAGGUGGCAGUGAUCGGCGCAGGGAUUUCUGGUCUGACCAGCAUCAAGGCCUGUGUGGAUGAAGGUCUGGAGCCCACCUGCUUUGAGAGCAGCCAUGAUAUUGGGGGUCUUUGGAGAUUUAAGGAGAAGCCAGAGCCUGGGCGUGCCAACAUCUAUCAGUCGGUGAUUGUCAACAGCUCCAAAGAGAUGAUGUCUCUCAGCGACUUCCCUCCUCCAGCUGAGCUCCCCAACAACAUGCACCACUCUCAGGUGCUGCUGUAUUUUCGCCUCUACGCUCAAGCUUUCAAACUGCUGGAGCACAUACACUUUGAGACUAGCGUCGUCAGCGUGAGGCAGACCCUGGAUUUUGAGGUGACAGGCCAGUGGGAGGUGGAGACACAGAGGAGAGACGGUCAGAGGAAGACUCAUGUUUUUGAUGCAGUGAUGGUUUGUACCGGACACUUCACCCGGCCUCACCUGCCUCUCAGAGACUUCCCAGGUAUUGAGAGCUUUGAAGGCAGAUAUUUCCACAGCUGGGAUUAUCGCAACGCUGAGGGUCUGCAGGGGAAACGAGUGGUGGUGAUAGGGAUUGGAAACAGUGGAGGUGAUAUUGCUGUGGAUGUCAGUAGAGUUGCUGAGGAGGUGUAUCUCAGCACCAGGAGCGGAGCAUGGGUUGUCAGCCGUUUGGGACCGGGAGGGAUCCCAAAUGACCUUAUUGGGACUUCACGAAUGGAUAUGAUGAUGUACAAGCUCUUCCCCUCGUGGAUCAACAGGAUGGUGGAGAAGGGGCUGGAAAAGGCUUUGGACCACAGACUAUAUGGGCUGAAACCAAAAAAUGGGUUUUUUGAACGAAACCCUGUUGUGAAUGACGACCUGCCCGGUCGGAUCAUCUCAGGUCGUGUUCAGGUGAAACUAAAUGUGAAGGAGUUCCGUGGGUCCAGCGUGGUCUUUGUCAAUGGGAGCAUCAUAGACAAGGUGGAUGUAGUGGUGUUUGCCACAGGCUACAACUACAGCUUCCCCUUCCUGCCUCCAGCUCUGCAGGCUAAAUCUGGAUACAGGCUGCGUCUCUACAAGCACGUGUUCCCUCCUGCACUGACCCAGCCUACGCUGGCUGUGGUGGGUUUCAUCCACGCUCUCGGGGCAAUAAACCCUGUGGCUGAGUUACAAGCACGCUGGGCUACAAGAGUGUUUAAAGGCUUAUCAACCCUCCCCUCAGAGGAGACCAUGGUGAAGGAAAUUGAAAAGGACUCAGUGACGAUGCAUCAGAAAUAUAUGUGCUCGGAGCUGAACCCUCUCCAGGUGGACUACACCCCCUACCGGGACUUUCUGGCAGAGCAGAUAGGGGUCCGACCGAACAUACUGUGGCUCUUCCUGAAGGACCCCAGACUGGCACUGCAGGUUUUGCUGGGUCCCUGUACUCCUUAUCAGUACCGUCUGACUGGACCGGGUCAGUGGGCUGGAGCCCGUCAGGCCAUUCUCACUCAGUGGGAGCGGGUGUUUCAGCCAUUCAGGACUAGAGUGGUACCAAACCCAGAGACCAGACGCUCCUCCAGACGAAGUGUGAUGUUUUUCUUCUCAGGUGCUGCUCUGCUGUGCUGCCUCUGCUACAACAAACACUCCAUUUCCUCUUUCUUCCGUCUUCCUGCAUUCUUCAGAGCUCCUCAGUGAGCUGAUUGCGUUAAUGAUAACAUGAUGACGGAGGCAGCAGUGAAGCAGCACACUACUGUACAACACUUUCUAUCUCUAAGUGCUGAAGGCACACUGCACUAAUUUGACAAUUAGAAAUAAAGUCUUUAUUAUUUUUAUAAUUAGCUUUCUGGCCACCCACUGAGGGUCUGUACAAACCCAGCCCAGUCGCCAGAAUAAAAUGCUGGCAUUGUGCAUUUCUGCAAAUCACAGAUAUGUCACAUUUGUGCAUUUCAUAUCAUAUCAACAAUUCUCAAGUGACUUAGAUUGCAUGUAUAUGAGCCUUCUCAUUAGGUAGAGGAGGGGAUGGUGGAUGGCUUGAUGUUUAGCUAAGAUGGCUGCCAACAGCUGACAGCAGCAGACCAGCAUUGGAGACUGAUAAAAUGGGUGUUUUUUCAAAUAGAGCUCGGGAAAUAUCCAGCCACAUUUGUAGUGUCCAAACCGAGUAUUUUUUAGCAAGAGUUCUGGACGUGUCACACUGUGUUUGUAGCAACCAAACGGAGUAUUUUUAACAAGAGUUCACUGUGUUUGUAGAGAGGGAACCAGGUAUUUUAUGAUGAUAUAAUUUAAGUUAAGGUCAUGUCCAGCUGUAUUUGGAGUGACAAAAGUUUGCCAUGUUUGUAGCAACAAAAUCAGGUAUUUUCUCACAAGCAUUAGAGGUAUUUGUAGCGACUGAACUGGAUAUUUCGGACAUGUCCAGCCAUGUUUGGCAAGAGACUUUCCCAUGUUUGUGGCAACCAAACCAGGUAUUUUAAGUCAAAACAUGUUUUCCUAAUCCUGGCCGGGUGUUUCUGUGCCUGAACCUAACUACACAUUCACCACAGUGUUGUCACAACAUCAAAUUAAAGAUGUAACAGGUUUGCAGAACCAUAGACCUACAAAGCCAGCAUUUAUUCUGCCAGUGGAGUUGAAGAAACACAAUGUAACUUUGGCGGCUGUACAUUUGAAAUCAUUCUGCAGAAUUAAUCUGUCUACUGGUGACAAGUGACGGUAUAUGUGACGACAUUUUAGUCUUUCCUGCUAAUGUUAUUGUUAUCAGACCCGUUGACUCAAUGUUGGGUUUCAUGCUAGUUGAUUUUGGCCUACAGGAACGCCUUCCUGAGAGGUUCUAUUGCUUCAUGUGAUUGCAGGAGAGUUUUUAUAUGAUAAGGAAUUGAUCUGAAUGCGCAGAAACAAACUAAUAAACUGGAUAAAAUGAAAGUUGCUGUGUCAUGCUAAAAGAAGUCGUCUUCCACAAACUUUCAGUUUCAAGCCAUUACUUCUCCAUCACAUCAAAAUAUCACACUUUCAUGUUAGAAAUGAAACAAAAACGGUAUAUUGUUGCAGUGAUUCACCCUUACCGUUUUGCCUUGGAAAAUCUGAUUCUACACAAUAAAAUGCAAAACAAAUGCAAGGAAUAUUUACACAGCAUCAUUUCAGUUACUUCAAAUAUAUUGUGAAUUGUUGCUAUUUGUUUAAUCUAGCCUAAAUAUGAGGAAAUAGCCAUGUCAUACUAUAACUGAGAAUUAGCCACGACUGGGUGUCCAAGAGAUCCCAUUUUUUUUCAACACCGCUAUUGGAAUACACUGCACUUUUAGACUUUUACCUUCAUGUCAGAUUAAAAUCAGUUGUCCUUUCACCUGGUCUGCAGAAGUGAAUAAACCCGACUGGGCGAUAAGCUAUCAUCAAUCUUUUCAGAUAAGAACCUGCAGAUGGGCUAAAGGACAAAGCAGAUAUUUGCUCCCUUUUACCUCUUUUCCACCAAAAUUAGCACAUGUACGCAAGUUUUUUAAACACAAGUAAACCUGCCAG
Epinephelus moara (kelp grouper) is the source of this 3990-nucleotide messenger RNA. RefSeq names its product flavin-containing monooxygenase 5-like. NCBI's taxonomy places the organism in Eukaryota, Metazoa, Chordata, Actinopteri, Perciformes, Serranidae. Gene Ontology annotation, molecular function: NADP binding; flavin adenine dinucleotide binding; N,N-dimethylaniline monooxygenase activity. The transcript is spliced from 11 exons. The record is from RefSeq and is a predicted model, not a curated record. Bases 463 to 2181 code for a protein of 572 amino acids.